UCUCUUUUCAGACUAGUGGGGAAGAAAGAAAAGGACAAAAGGAUGGAGCGCCUUCUGGUUGCUACAAUCACCAUUUAUUUUCUGUCCCAUUGCCCUACUUCAGAAUCUUCUGCUGCUCAUUAUGACAAGAUUUUGACCCACAGCCGGAUCAGGGCACGAGAUCAAGGGCCAAAUGUUUGUGCCCUCCAGCAAGUUAUGGGGACCAACAAGAAAUACUUCAGCACAUGCAGGAACUGGUACCAAGGAGCCAUCUGUGGAAAGAAAGCAACUGUCUUGUAUGAAUGCUGCCCUGGCUACAUGAAGAUGGAAGGCAAGCAAGGAUGCCCUGCAGUUGCCCCAAUAGAUCAUGUUUACGGCACUUUGGGCAUUGUGGGAGCUACCUCCACACAACAAUACUCUGACUUGUCAAAACUGAGAGAAGAAAUUGAAGGACAAGGCUCUUUCACAUUCUUUGCACCAAGCAAUGAAGCCUGGAAUCUUUUGGAUCGUGAAAUCCACAGUGGACUGAUUGAAAAUGUAAACAUUGAACUGUACAAUGCUCUCCAUAGCCACAUGGUAAACAAACGCAUGCUGACGAAGGACCUCAAGAAUGGCAUGUCUCUGAUGUCUAUGUAUAACAAUCAAAAGCUGCAUAUAAAUCACUAUCCCAAUGGUGUUGUUACUGUUAACUGUGCCAGAAUCAUCCAUGGCAACCAGAUUGCUACAAAUGGUGUUGUUCAUGUGAUUGACCGUGUGCUGACCCCAGUUGGAAAUACCAUUCAAGACUUCAUUGAAGCAGAAGAUGAUCUCUCAUCUCUCAGGGCUGCUGCUUUUACAUCGGAUGUAAUGGAAAUGCUUGGGAAGCCUGGACAUUACACACUCUUUGCCCCUACAAAUGAAGCAUUUGAGAAACUACCACGUGGAGUCUUGGAAAGAAUCAUGGGUGACAAGGUGGCUUCUGAAGCUCUGCUAAAGUUCCACAUUUUGAAUACUCUUCAGUGUUCUGAAGCUAUCAUGGGUGGGGCUGCCUUUGAAACCUUAGAAGGCAAUACAGUUGAAGUUGGCUGUGAUGGCGAAAGCUUGACGAUCAAUGGAGUAAAAAUGGUAAAAAGAAAAGACAUUGUGACAAGUAAUGGCGUAAUUCACCUUGUAGACCAAGUGCUUAUUCCUGACUCUGCUAAGCAAGUUACUGAACUGGCUGGUCCCCAACAAGCUACUUUUACAGACUUGGUGGCUCAGCUUGGUUUGGCUGCAGCUAUAAAGCCAGAGGAAGAGUAUACCCUGCUAGCUCCCGUGAAUGGAGCUUUUUCUGAUGACACCUUAACUAUGGACCAGCGGCUCCUCAAACUCAUCCUGAAGAAUCACAUUUUGAAUGUGAAAGUUGGCCUGAAUGACCUCUACAAUGGACAGUUCUUGGAGACUUUGGGAGGGAAGAAGCUCAGAGUAUUUGUGUAUCGUACAGCUGUGUGUAUUGAGAAUGCAUGCAUGAUCCGAGGAAGUAAGGAGGGAAGAAAUGGAUUUAUCCAUGUUUUCAAGGAAAUAAUCAAACCGGCAGAAAAAACUCUGCAUGAAAUACUGAGUUCUGAUAAACGAUUCAGCACUUUCUUGAGUCUCGUGAAAGCUGCAGAUCUAGAAGAGGUUCUGUCCCAGCCUGGUGACUGGACUUUCUUUGUUCCAACUAAUGAAGCUUUUAGAGGCUUAACAGAACAAGAGAAAGAGACUUUGAAAAGGGACCAAAAUGCUCUCAGAAAUAUUCUGCUUUAUCAUUUGAUUCGAGGAGUUUUCAUUGGAAAUGGAUUUGAACCUGGUGUGACCAACAUUCUGAAAACUAUCCAAGGUGGCAAGCUGUACUUGAAAUUGGUAAACAACACUCUUCUGGUAAAUGAACUGCAAUCAAAAGAACCAGAUCUGAUGGCAACUAAUGGUGUAAUUCACGUUAUAGACAAGCUCCUGUAUCCUGCUGAUGUUCCUGUUGGAAAUGAUGAGCUCCUCACAAUUCUCAAAAAAUUGAUUAAGUACAUUCAGAUCAAGCAUGUUCGUGGUAGCACAUUCAAAGAGAUUCCACUGACAUUUUACACCACCCGGAUUAUUACUAAAGUUGUGGAUCCCAGUACUAAAGUAAUUGAGAGCAGCUUUGAGCCCAUCCUUAGAAAAGAAGAUAUUAAAAAAAUAACAAGAGUAGUUGGUGGCACCACAAUUCGAAAAGAAAUUGAAGUGCCAUCCAUUACAAAGCUCACCAAAGUGACUGAAGGGGAACCAGAAUUUAAGCUGAUCAGAGAAGGCGAAACAGUAACUAAAGUGAUUCAUGGAGAGCCUAUAAUUAAAAAAUACACAAAAAUAAUUGAUGGUCAUCCUGUGGAAGUGACUGAAAGAGAAGUAACAGAAGAAAGAAUUAUUCAAGGCCCUGAACUGAAAUAUACCCAAAUCACUACAGGUGGUAGGGCAGAUACUGAGGAGACCCUUAAGAAAUUGCUGGACGAAGAGGUUGCCAAGGUGACCAAACGCAUUGAAGGUGCUGAUCAUUUACUUGAAGAUGAAGAAAUCAAAAGACUCCUCCAGGGAGAAACACCUGUAAAGAAAGUGCAAUCAUCCAGAAGGGUACAAGGAUCACCAAGGAGAAGAGCAAGACUGGUCCAGCCUUCUGCAAGAAGGCAGAAUCCACAGAAAGAGAACUGAAUCUUUUAGAAAAAUAUUAGAAAACAAAAAGAUCUCAAGAGAACAUAUUUACUGAAUCCUGUGCAUUCAUUAACCAUUGGACACAGCAUCCACUAACCUAUAAAAUCACACAGGAGUACAUGUGUUAGAAAGCACUUCCUAAAAAAUAUGCCUAAUAAGCAAGGAUUAAAUCAGAAUGUAUCCAGUUUCUAUGAAUCAGAAUUAUAUAAAUUAAGUUAUAUCCUAUCUAUAAGUAAAUAAAAAUUUAAGUAGCAAAAUGUAAACUGUGUAAAUCUAGCAAAACAAUAACAGUUUGGGAUUAUAUUAUUAUAAAAUAAUGUGAUCAAAUAUUAUAACAUUGACAACAUUGCAUUAAACAUUCAUAAUGAAUUUUAAAGCAUUAACAUAGAAUAUUUGCCAAAACAUUUGCCAGUGAAUUUAAUAGAUUUUUUUGUCAUAGUAAUGACAUUUGUUCCCAUCUUUCACACAGUAGUAAUAGUCAGUACUACAUAAAAAGCUUCCUUUCAAACAUGAUCAGUAAUCCUGUUCACCUAUUACAAGAGUUAGAGGAGGAGUAAAGGAAUUUGCUCAGUUUGGGUUCAGGUUUUCCAUAAGUUUCGCAUUCUGCACUUUGGGGAUGCUGAAUGUGGAUUCUUCCCUUUUCUGCAGUAUUCUUUUGUGUAUUAAGAAAAUAGUCCAGAAUGAUCAUUUGCACCAAGAAUUCUGUUUAUAAUUGAUCCUUUUAUUCAUCCUUUGAUGAAUGCAGUUACCUACUAUAAAAUACCUGCAUUUAACAGUAGGCUUUUCUUUGACAGUAUGAAUAUGGAGCCAGAUAUUUUCUGGAUUGCUAUAUCCAUAUAUUUUGUUUCUGAAAACAGUGGUUUAAAUUAAUGUUCCCCAUUCUCAAAGGAAGUAAUAUUCUUGCAUUUGUAUGCAGGUGUCUGUAGCUCUGUACAAAGCUAUUAGUUCUGUUGAUUUCACAAGAAAUGACUUUUAAGAAUUAUUAUGGUUGAAAUGAAUGUAAUGAAACAAACGAGUCAAUGAAAUGAAUGCAAAAAGUUAUUCUUGUUUGGGAAGAAAUAUUUCAUUUGAACUUGGUUGGAAGCUUUUGUAUAAAAAUGCCUUGUGUAUUUCCAUUAUUAAUGUGAGUCUGUUUGUAAAUCAUUGUUUUUACAACAAGUUUAUUUGCUUCUUCUGCCAUAUGUGUAUGUCAACUCUGUAAGAAACCUCGAGAGAGAAGUAAUAAAAUGUUAUCAAGGUGCCUUAACGUUUUGUUAUAAAGAAUUCAGGAUAUGCCCUAAUAUUUUAAUUCUGAAACAUAUUCAUUAAAUAAAUUGACUGAA
Molecule: messenger RNA, 3977 nt
Organism: Varanus komodoensis (Komodo dragon)
Lineage: Eukaryota; Metazoa; Chordata; Lepidosauria; Squamata; Varanidae
Gene: POSTN
Product: periostin
Exons: 24
Coding region: 43-2655 (870 amino acids)
Molecular function (GO): protein binding
Source: RefSeq, a predicted model, not a curated record